AUGGAAGGAAAUAUGUCACACGUCGCUAUUCCACUCUUUGAUGGUGAAAGCUAUGAUCUAUGGGCGGUAAGGAUGCAAACAUAUCUAGAGGGGCUAGAUCUAUGGGAAGUUGUGGAGGAAGAUGAUGUUCCCUUAUCUGAAAAUCCCACCAUGGCUCAAAUGAAAGCGCAUAAAGAAAAGAAAACGAGAAAGGCAAAGGCAAAAUCAUGCUUGUUCGCAGGUGUUUCACAAAUGAUUAUGACCAGGAUCAUGACUCUAAAGUCUCCCAAAGAAAUUUGGGAAUACUUGAAAGCAGAAUAUGAAGGGAACGAGAAGAUUCGAGUGCUGGAAAGAUAUGAGGCAUCUAUUGCUUCCUUAGAAAAUACAAAAGAUUUGUCUACAAUCACCUUUACAGAGGUGAUACAUGCCUUGCAAGCACAAGAACAACGAAGAUUGAUGAGAGAAGAUCAUGAGGCGGUUGAAGGUAAUUUAAAUUACACGGAAGAUAAUGCUCUCAUAGUCAAGAAAAAUAGAAGGAGCAAAUACAACAACACACAAGUUUUUCCAUCUUGUCCCCAUUGCAAGAGAAAAGGUCAUCAACCCAAUUGGUGUUGGUGGAGGCCAGAUGUCAAAUGUCACAAAUGCGGUCAAUUGGGACAUGUGGAAAAGGUAUGCAAAUCUAAAGAUUCUGAAGAAGAUGUUCAAAUUGUGGAGAAUAAAUCAGAUGAGGAUAAAUCAGAGGAAGAUCUACUUUUUACAACAUCAUGUGUCACAACCAACCAAUCUUCAAAAGAUUGGAUUAUAGAUAGUGGUUGUACAAACCAUAUGACUCAUGAUAGAGAAAUUUUCAAGGAGCUGAAUAAAUCAAAUAUUUCCAAGUAUGCCUCGCAGCUCUUGGACCUUCUUGUCCAUAAUCUGUACAGGCAUUGUAUCAAAUGUAAGGUUGGAAAGGAACGAGAGUAA
Vigna unguiculata (cowpea) is the source of this 942-nucleotide messenger RNA. The record is from RefSeq and is a predicted model, not a curated record. Lineage: Eukaryota; Viridiplantae; Streptophyta; Magnoliopsida; Fabales; Fabaceae.